GGCAUUUUUAGGACUUAAUGAUCGGAGUGGUAUUGGUAUGGGGUGCAUUUCAGUCUGUAAUACUACAGAAGAUACCACUGAUGGGUCUUGCACUGGUAUCGGUUGUUGUGAGGCCUCCAUCCCAACCGGACUAAUGAGAUAUUCAGCAUCAGUUAGCAUCAUAGACAAAGAACUUAAGAAUUUUUCUUUCAAUCCAUGUAGUUAUGCUUUUUUAAUUGAGGAAAAUUCGUUCAGCUUCUCUUCGUCCUAUCUCAAGGAUUUCAAAAACAAAGGAUCUGGAACUGUUCCGGCGGUGGUUGGUUGGACUAUUGGUUACGAUUCCUGCGAUGAAGCCAAAAAAAACCCGACCAGCUAUGUCUGUGGACUUAACACUGUCUGUAUACAAGGCACUACUGCUCCAGGUUAUCGUUGUAACUGUACACAGGGUUACGAAGGGAAUCCUUAUCUCAAAAGUUUAACUGGUGGUGGUUGCCAAGAUAUCGACGAAUGCAAGACUGACAAUCAAUGUACAGGACCAGAUACAAUCUGCACAAAUACGAAUGGGAGCUACUACUGCUCUUGCAGUCAAGGGUAUCGUUCUAUAUUCAAAAAUAAUGGCACCUUUGAAUAUUGCCUUCCCCUUGAUCAGAGUAAAUUUUACAAGAUUGUUAUCGGUGCCUGCCUAAGCUUUUCUCUUCUACUUGUGACUUGCUUCUGGUUGUACUGGGCGUAUAGGAAAAGAAAACACAUGAAAUUGAAGGAGGAGCUCUAUAAAAAGAAUGGUGGUUUGUUUUUGGAUCGACUCCUUAAGGAACGUGAAGAUGAUAUCGAGAGUAGUACAGCUUGCGGUGGAGAUAAAAAGAGGCGAUCAAUUGUGACAAUAUACAGCGAGAAAGAGCUAAGCAAGGCGUCUAACAACUACCACGAAAGUCAAAUUCUUGGACAAGGAGGGUUUGGCACGGUCUAUAAAGGAAGUUUAUCAGAUGGUGAAGUGGUUGCAAUUAAGAAGACUAAAGUAGCAGAUACAAAACAGAACGAGCAAUUCAUAAAUGAACUUGUUGUUCUAUCCCAAAUCAAUCACAGAAAUGUGGUUCAGCUCUUGGGUUGUUGUCUGGAGAGCAACAUUCCUUUGUUAGUUUAUGAAUUUGUUACAAAUGGGACUCUUUUUGAACAUUUACAUGAAUGUGAUAACCGAGAUGGGUCUACUAUUAUUUUAUGGGAAAAUCGUUUAAGGAUAGCCGCGGAAGUCGCAGGAUCGUUAGCGUACUUGCAUGCUGAAGCUGUUAUACCCAUAAUUCAUAGAGACGUUAAAUCCAGCAACAUACUUCUAGACAAGGAUUACAAAGCAAAAGUUGCGGAUUUCGGUGCUUCAAGGCUAAUUCCGACGGAUCAAACUCAGUUAAGCACACUUGUUCAAGGAACUUUAGGGUAUUUAGAUCCCGAAUACUUUCAAUCAGGGCUAUUGACGGAGAAAAGUGAUGUGUACAGCUUUGGCGUUCUUCUUGCGGAAUUAUUAACAGGUAAUAAAGCAGUAUUUUCUCCGGGGAGACUCGACCAAGAUAGAAAUCUGUCAAGUUAUUUCCUUACUUCAGUAAAAGCCGGCAGGUUGUUUGCUAUUCUCGACAGUAAAUUGGUACAAAAUGAUAAUGAGCAGAUCAGCAGUGUACAUGGGCAUCAACAGAUCCAACAAAUGGCUGAACUAGCACAAAAAUGUUUAAGAAUGAAGACGGAAAAGAGACCUACAAUGAAAGAAGUAGCAAUGGUGCUACAUGGAUUGAUGAGGAUGACUUCUGCUUACGGCGCCUUGGACGAUGAGGAUAUAGCAGACAAUAAUAGCAAAGAAGAUGCCAUGGUUUUGUUAAAAUCGUCGGAAUCGUUGUGUUACACGGAUAGCAUAACAACAAUUGGUGAUAGCAGCAGAGGAAUAUUGGCAUUAGAAACUGAGGGACGUUAAUGUGUAUUUUCUAUUUCUGGCAUAAAAAUUCUGUAAACCCAGUGGACUUAUCUGAUGGUCUUCAAAUCUAGCUACAAGAUGUUGGGUGUAAUGAUCAAUAACAAAGAAAAAUCAAAUA
This is a messenger RNA of Papaver somniferum (opium poppy), 2051 nucleotides long. RefSeq names its product wall-associated receptor kinase 2-like. The transcript has 3 exons. Gene Ontology annotation, molecular function: calcium ion binding; protein serine/threonine kinase activity; ATP binding. The record is from RefSeq and is a predicted model, not a curated record. The coding region runs from base 38 to 1933 and encodes 631 amino acids. Gene Ontology annotation, cellular component: plasma membrane. NCBI's taxonomy places the organism in Eukaryota, Viridiplantae, Streptophyta, Magnoliopsida, Ranunculales, Papaveraceae. Gene Ontology annotation, biological process: cell surface receptor signaling pathway; protein phosphorylation.